This is a messenger RNA of Lobosporangium transversale, 513 nucleotides long. RefSeq lists its product as hypothetical. Gene Ontology annotation, molecular function: ATP binding; ATP hydrolysis activity. NCBI's taxonomy places the organism in Eukaryota, Fungi, Mortierellomycota, Mortierellomycetes, Mortierellales, Mortierellaceae. The record is from RefSeq and is a predicted model, not a curated record. The coding region runs from base 1 to 513 and encodes 170 amino acids. The transcript is spliced from 2 exons.
AUGCUCAUAGGCGCACGUGCCUCUGGAAAAACAACACGGUUGUAUCGACUUAUCACCCAAUUAACUGACUUUGGGUAUCGCUGCCUCCCACUAUCAUUUGAGGAAGUUAACGUUCGCAAUAAUGAGUCUGUUUUCUGGAGAACUUUUGGUGAUGCUCUUCGUUUCAGCUAUGAAGCGGUCAGUGUUAUUACAACCCAACGAGAAUUCCUCAAUGCUUUCAGUCAAACUAAACUCAAGGACGAGAAGAUUGUCAUCUUGAUUGAUGAGUUUGAUGAACUGUUCAAAGCAGGUGAUGAAGUCAGAAAUAUUUUUUUGAAAACACUCCGAGCAAUGGGUAGAAACAAUGCCUACGCCAUUCACAGUGUUAUCGUAUGUGGAACCUUUAGUCUUCAGCGCCUUCGCACAACAGAUCAACACAUAUCCCGUUCAAUGUCAACAAUACUAUCAGGAACCCGUAUUUCACUCUUGAUCAAACGCAGCAGCUCUUUAAUGACUAUGCGAAGGAUGAGAUGA